CCCUAAUUCCCACUUCAACAAACCACAUCAUAUUCUUCUUCUCCAUCACCAAAAAAGACUCUCCCAGUAUCCUUCGCCGCCGCAUAAUCAUCAUCAGAAACCAAACAUGGGUCGCGUCCGUACAAAGACAGUGAAGAAAUCAUCAAGAGUAGUAAUAGAACGUUACUACUCAAAAAUGACACUUGAUUUCCACACAAACAAGAAAAUCUUGGAAGAAGUCGCCAUCAUCCCAUCAAAAAGGCUAAGAAACAAAAUAGCUGGGUUUUCAACACAUUUAAUGAAGAGAAUCCAAAAGGGUCCAGUCAGAGGGAUUUCAUUGAAGCUGCAAGAAGAAGAAAGGGAAAGGAGAAUGGAUUUUGUACCUGAUGAAUCUGCCAUUAAAGUUGACAGAAUUGAAGUUGAUAAAGAGACUAUUGAGUUGUUGGCUAGUCUUGGUAUGAGUGAGCUGCCUGGGAUUGUUUUGAAAGAAGAUGUCAAUGUUGGUGGUGGUGGUGGGAUUCCUGGUGGUUAUGGUGGUGGUCGUGGUGGGUUUGGUGCUGGCAGGAGGUACUAAUUAAUGAUGAGAUUGUGUUUUUAAAAGAUUUAAUCUUUUUUAUGAGUAUUAUUAUGUGUUUUUCAUGUUACUCGUAUUAAAGUUGGAUUCAGUUUCAACAAUUAAAUUUUAUGUCUUGUUUUAGUA
Erigeron canadensis is the source of this 679-nucleotide messenger RNA. Its product is annotated as 40S ribosomal protein S17-like. The record is from RefSeq and is a predicted model, not a curated record. The coding region runs from base 107 to 553 and encodes 148 amino acids. Lineage: Eukaryota; Viridiplantae; Streptophyta; Magnoliopsida; Asterales; Asteraceae. Gene Ontology annotation, molecular function: structural constituent of ribosome. Gene Ontology annotation, cellular component: ribosome. Gene Ontology annotation, biological process: translation. The transcript has a single exon.